AUGUGCGGGGCGAGGUCCGGCGAGAGGAGGACCUCGGAGAGCACCCACUCGGGCUGCUCCACGAGCCGUGCGGCGUGCUCCUCCGCCACGCGCAGCGCGGCGGCGCUCGUGCCCGCCUGCGCCUCGAUGAUGGCGCACAGCUGCGAUGGCGAGAGGCCAGACAGGCGGGCGCCGAUGCGGCGCCGCACCGCCGGCGACGGCACAGAGCAGCGAGUGGAGCACACCGCGGUGUGCGUGGACAUCCUGCAAAAGGCGGGCGUCGUGGUCGAUUGCAAGUCCAAGGUCCCGCCCGCCGAGCUCAAGAAGAUCAUCGGCGAGUACGACGGCCUGAUCGCCGACUCCUUGUCGGCGCGGCGGCGCGCGCUCCACGAGCUGCUCGAGGCGCGGGCCGCCGAGGCCGAGCGUGACUCCUCCCGGCUCGCCCUCGAGCUGGAGCAGCGAGCCGCUGCAGAGGCGGCCCUCAUGCAAGAGGCGGCUGCGCUUCGAGAGUCCGAGCGCGCGCUCCGCCGUGCACUGCAGGAGGGUCAGCGGCGGGAGGCGGCGCUGAAGAGCGCACUGGCGCGAGCCAGCGAGGAGAGGAGCGCGGCGCGGGCGGAAGCCUCCCGCGCAGCAGCGUCACUCACCGAUCGCGAAUUGGCGCUGGACGGGGCGCAAGCUACGUGCCGCGCGCUCCGCACGCGCGUCAAGGACCUGGAGCUUCAGGAUCAGCAGGCGGCCUUCAUCCGCGGCCACGCGGCGCCGACUCGGCCUCCAUCCGGCCACGCCGCUGCGCGAGCAGCUGCGUCGCCGCCUCGGCCACCGUCGGCGGCAGAACCGCGGAGGAGAGAAAUGUCUGCGGCCAGCGGGGAGGAGCUUGAGUCUGCACAGCAGGCGUACAUCGGCAGGGUGCUCGGAGCAGGCUCGCGCAGGCGCGCGGUGCCACAGAGCAGAUAG
Molecule: messenger RNA, 933 nt
Organism: Emiliania huxleyi CCMP1516
Lineage: Eukaryota; Haptophyta; Isochrysidales; Noelaerhabdaceae
Exons: 4
Coding region: 1-933 (310 amino acids)
Source: RefSeq, a predicted model, not a curated record